Molecule: messenger RNA, 1560 nt
Organism: Notothenia coriiceps (black rockcod)
Lineage: Eukaryota; Metazoa; Chordata; Actinopteri; Perciformes; Nototheniidae
Gene: wdr55
Product: WD repeat domain 55
Exons: 5
Coding region: 14-1282 (422 amino acids)
Molecular function (GO): protein binding
Source: RefSeq, a predicted model, not a curated record
CGAAAAAAACAACAUGGCAGCGCCCGCGGAACACGUUGAAACCUCAGAUCCUCCAGAAAUGGAUCCAGAACCAGAAGCUCCAGAGACCUCAGACCCAGAAACCUCAGACAGGGAACAGAAAGAGGAGGAAGAGGAGAAAGAGAAAGAGGAGGAUGAUGAUGAAGAUGAUGAAGAGGGGCCUCAGGAGCCAAUCAUUAGGGACACUCCAGCGGACAUCAAGCUGGAGGCCAUCGCCAACACGGUGGCUCUGCACCCGACCCGAGACCUGCUGGUGUGCGGGGACGUGGACGGAGAUCUGUACGCAUAUGCAUACUCCUGUACUGAGGGAGAGACCCGGGAACUGUGGUCCUCUGGACACCACCUGAAGUCCUGCAGACAGGUGCGUUUCUCUGCUGACGGGUUGCAGCUCUACAGCGUCUCCAGAGAUAAAGCGGUCCACCUACUGGACGUGGAGCGAGGGCAGCUGGUGACUCGGAUCAGAGGAGCUCACGGAGCCCCAAUCAACAGCCUGCUGCUGGUGGACGAGAACAUCCUGGCUACUGGGGACGAUGGGGGGACUCUGAAGGUGUGGGAUAUGAGGAAGGGGACGGCCAUCAUGGAUCUGAAACAGCAUGAGGAUUACAUCAGUGGCAUCGCAGUGGACGCGGCCAAGAGGAUCCUCCUCACUACCAGUGGCGACGGCACGAUGGGCGUCUUCAACAUAAAACGGCGGCGUUUCGAGCUUCUGUCGGAGAAUCAGACCGGAGAUCUGACCUCGGUGGCGUUGAUGAAGCGGGGGAAGAAGGUGAUCUGCGGCUCCAGCGAAGGAACCAUCUACAUCUUCAACUGGAACGGAUUCGGAGCAACGAGCGACCGAUUCACCAUCAAAGCUGAGUCCGUGGAGUGCAUCGUGCCGAUCACCGACAACAUCAUGUGCACCGCCUCCAUGGACGGGUACAUUAGAGCUGUGAACCUCUUUCCCAACCGGGUCAUCGGGUGCAUCGGGCAACAUGUUGGAGAACCUGUCGAGGAAAUCAACAAAUCCUGGGACUCCCGUUUCCUGGUUAGCAGCGCCCACGAUCAGCUGAUCAAGUUCUGGGACAUUUCGGAUUUAAAAAACACCAAGGUCACCGAGUACCGCAAGAGGAAGAAGAAAGACGGACGCAUGAAGUCGCUCACCAAGAAAGCUCACGGAGAAAACGACUUCUUCGCCGGACUCAUGGAGGAACCUGAGAAGAAGGAGGAAGGAGAGGAGGAAGGAGAGGAGGAAGAAGAGGAAGACAGCGAUAGUGGAAGUGAUUAAAAAAACUGGACAAACUGACUGUUGAUGAACUGAUAUAAGAACACAUGAUCACACACUAAAAUAUGAAGUGUUGGACUGUAAAAAGCUUUUAUAAAUUCCCUGUCAGACUUGUAAUUUAUUUACAUAUUCUCUGAUCAGAUCGUUUUUUGGUAUCAGUAUCAAAAAGCAGCUAUUGUAUUAAAAAAACACAAUAAUAACCAGCUCUAUGUUCAUAGGCAUUUUAAGCCUCUCUGCUGGGUUUGAGGAAAAUGUUUUUGUAAUAAACGUGUAAAUAUUUA